AUAGGGUUCCCCAAGUGGGAUCGGUCUUCACCAAAAUACAAGAGAAAUGGCCAUUUUAAUAUUUGUUCCUUUCAAUUCCUCACUAUUCCUUCUCUGAGACACUCUUCAGCUGUAUGCUUAAAUCCUCUGCAAACACAGGUUUAAGCUUUAAACCAACAAUUCUCCAAAACUGUAAAUAUCAUGGCGCACAAAAUCUACUGCGCCGUCAAGUUCCUCCUUUCGCCUCAAUAUUUUUCUGCUCGAUAUCUCCGCAACUACCCAAAAUUUCCCGACAAAAGUUUCCCUCCUCCAAAGCCGUUAAAUCCUAAGCCGCCGAAGCGUGAACGCAUUCUGAAACCCCACGAAGCCAUGAGCGCUAUCAGAGUCGAAGAAAACCCCGACAACCUCGUAAAAAUCUUCAAAAAGGUCUCAGAUGAGCCCAGAUUUCAUCGACACCGUUCCGCCUACGCAAUUGCCGUCAAAAAGCUCGCGCGGGCGGGACGCCACGAUGCCGUCGAAGAAAUUCUCGAACACGAGAAAAACAAAAUCCAUUUGAACUCUAACGAGGGUUUCAUGGUGCGAAUCAUCACGCUGUACGGCCUUGCCGGAAUGCCAUAUCAGGCCGUCAAAACUUUCCGUCAGUUGCCUCAACCGGGCGUCAAAUCGCUCAACGCCCUGCUCAAUGCUGUGCAACAAACAGAAAAUCAUGAACAGGUUCGCGAUCUUUACCACGAAAUUAUUUCAAGUUAUAACUUAAAACCUAAUUUGAAUACUUUUAAUAUUGUUAUAAAAUCACUGUGUGAAAUGGGGAUUUCUGAGAUUGCUUUCUUAAUGCUGGACGAGGUGGGAAAACACGGGUGUAGUCCUGAUGUGGAAAUAUUUAAUACAAUUUUAAGGGGAUUUUACAAGGAAGGGAAGGCUCAGGAUGUUCCUAGGGUUUUGGAGAAAAUGUCCCAAAUUGGCUGCUGUCCUGAUGUGAAUACUUUCAAUAUUAGGGUUUUGAAUUUGUGCAGAGAGGGGAGGUCAUAUGAGGCUACAGAGUUGUUGAGUGGUAUGCGGCUACAGGGUGUGAAGCCUAACGCUUGGAGCUAUAAUAUGGUGAUCAAUGGUUUCUGUAAGGAGCAUAAUUUGGUGGAAGCAUAUAAGGUUUUCCAAAGCAUGGCUGGCAAGGGCUGCGAUCCUGACAGUCAGAGCUAUUUUUCCCUUGUUUAUUACUUGUGUGUGGAGCAAGAGUUUGAGUGGGCCUUGGAAGUCUGUGAAGAGAGCUUUAGAAAGAAUUGGAUCCCAAACGUGUCUAUUUUACAAAUGCUGGUUGAGGGUCUUAUCAAGGUUUCGAAGGUUGCGGAGGCAAGGAGAUUUUUAGCUGAAGUUAGGUUUAGGGUUUCAAGGGACCGGAUUGAGCCUCUGAGUAAAAUUGAGGCAAAGUUGUUCAGGUGCUGUAGCCUGUAAUGUUAUGAUUUGCUUGAAAUUCAAGUAUCUGAGGUGGGGAAUUCAGCUGCAGGGACUUGCCAAGGUUUGAAAGGUUGAGGAGGCAAGGGUUUCAAGUGACCGGAUUGAGCUUCUGGAUGAAAUUAACGCGAAUUUGUUCAGGUAUGGUAGUUGUUAGGCUACAAUUUGCUUGAAAUUCGAGUAUCUAAACUUAGAAUGCCACUGGAGAGUCUUACCAAGGUUUAGAAAGUUGAGGCAAGGAGGUUUCUUGCAGAAAUUAGGGCAAGGGUUUCAAGUGAUCGGAUUGAGCCUUUGGAUGAAAUUGACAAUAAUUUGUUCAGGUAUGGUAGCUUGUAAGACUACAAUUUGCUUGAAAUUAUCGGAGGUUAGAAUGCUGCUGCAGAGUCUUGCCAAGGUUGAGGAGGCAAGGAGGUUUUUUGCUGAAAUUAGGGCAAGGGUCUCAAGUGAUCGGAUUGAGCGUCUGGAUGAAAUUGACGCUAAUUUGUUCAGGUAUGGUAGCUUGUAAGGCUACAAUUUGCUUGGAAUGCGAGUAUCUGAGGUGGGGAUUACUUAAGUAGGAAAGAAUGGAACUGUGGGGCAGGGAAGCCAGAUGAAAGGAUUGAUUUCUAGUUUGUUUGCCUUCAAUAAAAUAUUGAUCCAUUCUUACAAAUUUAUGAAGAUUUGAAAUUUUGAGGUAUUAUUGUGAACUGUUUGCAGUUUAAAGUGUAGCAUAAUGGAUUGCCAACAUAUUACUGAAUCAAUUUUACGAAAGA
Messenger RNA from Cryptomeria japonica (Japanese cedar), 2180 nucleotides. RefSeq names its product small ribosomal subunit protein mS86 (rPPR1). NCBI's taxonomy places the organism in Eukaryota, Viridiplantae, Streptophyta, Pinopsida, Cupressales, Cupressaceae. The transcript has a single exon. The record is from RefSeq and is a predicted model, not a curated record. Gene Ontology annotation, molecular function: protein binding. The coding region runs from base 181 to 1428 and encodes 415 amino acids. Gene Ontology annotation, cellular component: chloroplast.